AUGGAUGAGUGUCGUAUUUUCCUUAAUACUGACUACAAACUAGACCAGAGAACCUACAAUGCACCAUUGACGUCAGAGGUGGCCGCCGUAUGGGUUGAGGGGAAUGAGAUUUACCAACAUAUUGACCGUGGCAUAACCCUGUUUGGCAACGAUAACAGAUGUUACUCCAUCAAGCCUCAUCAUGGAUGUUAUGACCCUUUGUCAUACCCUCUCUUCUUUCCUAGGGGCGAGCUUGGGUGGCAUCCAGAAAUACCAAAGGUUGGUGUUAAUCCUGGCCAGGUCAUUAGGCCGUCCACACAACCUGACAAUCCAGACACUAAUAGCCAGUUGUGCGUCACGAUGCGCGAAUACUAUUGCUACAAAUUCCAGAUGCGCCGUGGUAUAUUCAACACCAUCUUGCAUGGUAAGCGUCUAUUCCAGCAGUUCGCUGUGGAUACAUAUAUCAAGCUUGAAACAACACGGCUCAACUAUAUCCUUCACAACCAAUCGAGAAUACGAGCUGAUCUGUACCAGGGCUUAGUUGACACUUUAUGUGCUGGAGAGGUUCGAGCACGUAGAGUUGGCAAAAGAUGGGUGCUACCGGCAUCAUUUAUUGGUGGAGGAAGGGAUAUGAGACGGAGAUACAUGGAUGCUAUGGCCUUGGUGCAAAAGUAUGGAAAACCAGAUUUCUUUCUCACUAUGACUUGUAAUCCUAACUGGGAAGAAAUAGUUAGAGAGCUUGAACCGGGCCAGACACCACAGGACCGACCGGAUCUUGUUGUGCGAGUAUUUAAAGCCAAAUUAGAAGACCUCAAACACCAGCUAUUCCAUAAACACAUCCUUGGGGUUGUGGCAGCACAAGUUCAUGUCAUUGAAUUCCAGAAAAGGGGUUUGCCACAUGCACACUUCCUCCUUAUCAUGCAAUCCCCCUACAAACUAACAAGCCCAGAACAGUACGAUGCUGUUAUCUCGGCGGAGCUUCCAAAUAAGGACAAGUAUCCCCAGCUUCGUGAAAUGGUUGCCAAACACAUGAUGCAUGGGCCAUGUGGUUCUUUAAAUAGACGUAGCCCCUGUAUGAGAGAUGGUCAAUGCAAGUGCCAUUAUCCACGCCAGUUUCAGGCCACAACUCUCCAAGGGAAGGACUCUUACCCAAUAUAUAGAAGAAGGGAGGAUGGAGAGAUAGAAUUAGUUAGAGGACAUGACAUGGACAAUAGGUGGGUCGUGCCUUAUUGUCCGAAGCUAUUGAGAAGGUAUGAUUGUCACUUGAAUGUUGAGGUUUGCUCGAGCAUUCAAGCUGUGAAAUACCUUUACAAGUACAUCUAUAAGGGCCAUGAUAGGGCAUCCGUGUCUGUAAAUGAUGCAGAUGGCAAUCAGGAGAUUAACGAGAUAGAAAAUUUCAGAGAUGCUAGAUGGGUGGGCCCGCAGGAGGCAUUAUGGAGAAUAUAUGGGUUUGAUCUAAAUGGUAUCUCACCCCCCGUUCUACAGCUACAACUUCAUCUUCCAGGCAUGCAUCUUGUUUCCUACAAUGAGAAUGCCGAUGUGCGUAAUGUUUUGGAAGCACAGGGUGUUGAGAAAUCAAUGUUAACUCAGUUCUUUAAGGCAAACCAAGAAUUCCCAUGGGCUCGAACCCUACUAUAUAGAGAGUUCCCAGAACAUGCAGUUUGGGAGAGUAGGCCGAAGAAAUGGAAACCAAGACAGCAGCGAACACAGGUUGGACGGAUCAUUUCUGCACAUCCUGCUGAGGGGGAGAGAUAUUAUCUAAGAGUGUUGCUGAACCACGUACGAGGACCGACUUCAUACGAACAUCUAAGAUCAUUUGAAGGAAUUGUCUAUCCUACCUUCCGAGAGGCUGCUGAGAAAAGAGGUCUUAUUGAGGCAGAUAGUAGCAUCGAUGAAUGCUUGACUGAGGCUGAAGUUUUCCAUAUGCCUUCGUCUCUCCGAAGGUUGUUUGCUACGAUUUUGGUCUUCUGUGAGCCUAGCAAUGUGCGAGGUCUCUGGGAUAAGCACUUACAAGCAAUGUCUGAUGACUUCCAGUGGGGCCAAAGCGAUUCAAAUGCAGUACAACAGAUGGUGUUGAUAGAUAUUAGAAAUAUCCUCCAGUCGAUGGGUAAGGAUAUAACAUUAUUCCCUCUUCCAGAGAUUUCUGGCUCAAAUGACGACAUGUCUGGUGUGGUACGGGAAAUAUUUGAGGAGACCAAUAUUGAAUUAGACAAUGAACACCUAUCAGCUGUGUCAUACCUCAAUCGUGAACAAAGGCAAGCUUAUGACACUAUAUUAGCAUCCGUCGAUAGUGGUACUGGAGGUGUUUUCUUUGUUGACGGCCCCGGAGGAACAGGAAAGACAUUCCUAUACAAUGCAAUGCUAGCCAGAGUUCGGAGCAAUGGAAAUAUAGCGAUAGCUACUGCAACGUCCGGUGUAGCUGCUUCCAUCAUGCCUGGAGGUAGAACUGCACAUUCAAGAUUCAAAAUUCCACUUAGCAUACAAGACGGUGGUGUGUGUAACUUUACCAAGCAAAGUGGGACGGCAACACUUCUUCGUCGUGCUUCACUUAUAUUGUGGGAUGAAGCCACGAUGACAAAAAGACAAGCAAUUGAGGCACUUGAUAAGAGCAUGAGAGACAUCAUGGAUAAGCCUGGUUUACCGUUUGGUGGAAAGACGAUUGUCUUUGGAGGUGACUUUAGACAGGUGCUUCCGGUCGUACGGAAGGGUACAAGGGCACAAAUAAUUAACUCAACGCUGCGUAGAUCUUACCUAUGGGACUACAUGCAUCAGUUGAAGCUUGUGCAGAAUAUGAGGGCUCAGUCAGAUCCUUGGUUUUCAGAUUACUUGUUGCGCAUCGGAAAUGGUGUUGAGGAAACCAUUGAUCAGGACUACGUAAGGCUACCUAGCGAUAUAUGUGCCCCUUACACCGGUGAAGAAUCUAACAUCAAUGACCUCAUUGAUGUGGUUUUCCCAAUGCUAGAGGAAAACAUGACAAAUUCAAACUACAUCACAUCACGAGCUAUUCUAUCAACUAGGAAUGAGAACGUCGAUGGCAUAAACAUGAAGCUCAUCGAACGCUUCCCAGGACAGCAAAUGAUCUAUCACAGCUUUGAUUGUGCAGUUGAUGAUCCAAACAAUCACUACCCAUCUGAGUUCUUGAAUUCUUUGACACCGAAUGGUUUGCCGCCUCACAUCCUAAAGCUUAAGGUUAAUUGUCCAGUGAUAUUGCUCAGGAAUCUUGACCCACCAAAUGGCUUGUGUAAUGGAACGAGGUUGGUGGUGCGAGCAUUUCAGAGGAACACCAUCGAUGCAGAGAUAGUGCUGGGUCAACACACAGGAAAGCGAGUCUUCCUCCCACGCAUACCUUUAUGUCCUUCGGAUGAUGAAAUGUUCCCAUUUAGGUUCAAGAGGAAACAGUUCCCUGUUAGAGUGAGCUUUGCAAUGACUAUCAAUAAAGCUCAGGGGCAAACGAUCCCUCAUGUUGGAGUCUACCUCCCUAACCCGGUGUUCUCACACGGACAGCUAUAUGUCGCUAUGUCACGAGCUACAGCCAGAAGCAGACUCAAAGUUCUCGCUGCAACGACUAAUGAUGAGAUUAGCGAAUUAGAUGGCACACUUACCAAGAAUAUCGUCUACAAAGAAGUGCUCACUUCCUAG
Molecule: messenger RNA, 3618 nt
Organism: Panicum virgatum (switchgrass)
Lineage: Eukaryota; Viridiplantae; Streptophyta; Magnoliopsida; Poales; Poaceae
Exons: 2
Coding region: 1-3618 (1205 amino acids)
Biological process (GO): DNA repair; telomere maintenance
Molecular function (GO): DNA helicase activity
Source: RefSeq, a predicted model, not a curated record